UAUUUGUAUCUGUCAAGUAUCGGUGAGUCCAUGAAUAAAAACAACGCUGAAAUUUCUUAAAAAUUACUUUUUCCCAUGGGAAAAGUGCACAAGGAAUGCACAGAUAGAGAGCACCUCGCAGAACUUGUUUUCGAACAAAAAUCUCACUUUCACUCAUGCUGAACGAAAGUUAUUGCGGCUCGUACUUUCGUUCUACUGAAAUACUUUCACGAGUUCGUCAGAAUAAUUGUUCCUAUUCGCUUCUUCAAUAUCUUCCUUCACAUUCGACACAGUGGGAAUUCAAUAAUUCGCAAGUCAUGGAGCCGCUUGCAGGAGUUGCGUUGAAAUCGUUGAAAAAUGGUGUUGGAUCUUCUGGUCGAUCGAUGAAUCGAACAUGCAGUUUUUUCAGUCAGAGAAAUCUCAGCUCUCAAGAAGUUUUUGCUCGUGAAGAAAAAUAUGGUGCUCACAAUUAUCAUCCACUUCCGGUCGCCAUAAAUCGUGCCGAGGGCGUCUUCAUGUGGGAUGUCGAAGGGAAGAGAUAUUAUGACUUCCUCAGCGCUUAUUCAGCGGUCAAUCAGGGUCACUGCCAUCCGAGAAUCUAUAAAACUAUGGUUGACCAAGCCAAAGUACUAACGCUUACUUCAAGGGCUUUCUACUCGGAUGUACUCGGCGAAUUUGAGGAAUAUAUCACGAAACUUUUUGGAUACGACAAAUGGUUGCCCAUGAAUACUGGUGUGGAGGGUGGAGAGACGGCCUGUAAACUGGCACGAAAAUGGGGCUAUCUCCGUAAAGGGAUACCGGACAACAAAGCUAAAAUAGUUUUCGCUGAAGGCAAUUUUUGGGGAAGAACUAUGAGCGCUGUUUCAUCGAGUACCGAUCCGAGCAGCUACUCAGGCUUCGGUCCUUUCAUGCCCGGUUUUGAAGUCAUUCCUUAUGACGAUCUCGAGUCCUUGAGCAAGUCGUUGAACGAUCCAAAUGUUUGUGCUUUCAUGGUUGAACCGAUUCAGGGCGAAGCUGGGGUAGUAGUGCCCGAGGAUGGUUAUCUGAAAGGCGUGAGAGAUUUGUGUACGAAAAACAACGUGCUGUGGAUCGCGGACGAGGUACAAACCGGCCUGGCAAGAACAGGAAAACGUUUGGCGGUUGAUUACGAGAAUGUGAAGCCAGAUAUUCUCAUACUUGGAAAAGCAUUGUCCGGUGGUUUUUAUCCAGUAUCUGGAGUAUUAUCGAACGAUCAAAUAAUGCUAUGCAUAAAGCCAGGCGAGCAUGGUUCUACGUACGGUGGAAAUCCUCUGGGUUGUCGAAUCGCUCUGGAAGCUCUGCGUGUACUGGAGGAAGAAAAACUGGCCGAAAAUGCCGCCAAGAUGGGACAACUACUGCGCGAUCAAUUGAGCAAACUGCCCAAAGACGUGGUAACAUUGGUACGUGGCAAAGGACUUUUGAACGCUGUUGUAAUCAACGAGAAAUUCGAUGCUAUGGAAAUUUGCCUCGAGCUCAGAGACAAGGGAUUAUUGGCUAAACCAACCCACGGACACAUCAUAAGACUCGCCCCACCUCUGGUCAUCAACGACUCACAAAUUCUCGAAUGCGCUGACAUCAUUUCCAAUGUUAUUCUCAAUCACGCUAAAUGAGUUUCUUCAUUUUAUAAAAGUAUCGUUUCCGUAUUUAUGUUGUAAAAGUUGUAAUUACAGAGCAACAAAUCUCGAAUCGAUUUGUUGUUGGAAAAACAGAGUUAUAAGCAUAUGGAAAACUUGAGUCACAAAGACCCACAGUAAUUAUUGAUUGAGUAUUGAAAAAAGGUAGUGACGUAAGGUUUUAGGCAUCUUUUUAUGUUAUUUUUUUCCUUGUAUUGUUCUGCUACUCGAUUAUAAAUAACGAUGGUCAUUUUGAUAACACUGGGCAGAGUCAAGUUUACGUAACCACAUCGAUAUAAGCGUGUGGUUGAUUGAAUAUGCGAUGUAUCAUCAUCAAUGAUCGUUUUAAGGAGGGUGGAUCGCUAAAUCAAAAUGAUCAGAAUUUGACAAAAUUUCGUGCUAACAUUCCUUGGCAUCAAGUAUACAAAUACAAUUUGUU
Molecule: messenger RNA, 2049 nt
Organism: Venturia canescens
Lineage: Eukaryota; Metazoa; Arthropoda; Insecta; Hymenoptera; Ichneumonidae
Gene: Oat
Product: Ornithine aminotransferase precursor
Exons: 4
Coding region: 156-1607 (483 amino acids)
Cellular component (GO): cytoplasm
Molecular function (GO): identical protein binding; pyridoxal phosphate binding; L-ornithine transaminase activity
Source: RefSeq, a predicted model, not a curated record